Molecule: messenger RNA, 1425 nt
Organism: Ilyonectria robusta
Lineage: Eukaryota; Fungi; Ascomycota; Sordariomycetes; Hypocreales; Nectriaceae
Exons: 5
Coding region: 1-1425 (474 amino acids)
Biological process (GO): secondary metabolite biosynthetic process
Molecular function (GO): FAD binding; monooxygenase activity
Source: RefSeq, a predicted model, not a curated record
AUGAACGGCACAAUGAAACCGGAAAUGGUAUCCGACUACCCGUCACGGUCAACAUCACUCCUUAGCAAAUUGCAAAAUCUGGACAAUGGCAACCAGAAAGGCAUGACUCUGCACAAAGCUGCAGCUCCUUUACGCAUCUUAGUGGUUGGUGCUGGUCUUGGCGGCCUCGCUACAGCAGUGGCUUUAGCACGCCGCGGACAUGCAGUUACUGUUUUGGAGCAAGCGGCAGCGUUGGGAGAGGUUGGAGCGGGGAUUCAGAUUCCACCCAAUUCCGCGAGGCUUCUACUUUCCUGGGGCAUCGGCCCUUUUUUCGAAGGCCGGGUCGUAGAGCCGGAAAGCAUGACGUUCCGCCGUUGGGAAGACGGUACUGCUAUUGGAUACACGAAACUCAAGCCAAACUUCAGUGAGACAUACGACGCCCCGUACUUUGUCAUCCACCGCGCGGACUUCCAUGAUGCCCUGUGCCGCCUGGCAACUCAGCAGGGUGUUCAAAUAAUUACCAACAGCAAGGUUGUUAAAUACGACGAGAGUGUACCAUCAGCCACAACAGAAGAUGGGAGGGAGUACACUGCGGAUCUCAUUGUUGCUGCCGAUGGUGUUAAAUCUGUAGCACGACCUACUGUCAUCGGCGGCGUGGACAAGCCGGCAACAAAGACAGGAUUCGCAGCAUAUCGCGCCGUGGUGGACACUGAUCAGAUGAAAGCCGAUCCCGACACUUGCUGGUUGUUGGAGAAACCGGGUAUCAACGUUUGGAUCGGAGAAGGUCGACAUGUUAUGACCUACUGCAUUGCUGGAGGGAAAUCUUUUAACAUGGUGCUAUCCCAUAUAGACCACAGUGAUCCCAACACCUGGAACCCUCAGAACGCCAUUGAAGAUAUGAGGAAGCACUUCGAAAACUGGGACCCCAAGCUCAAAAAGGUCAUCCAUCUCGUCAACAAGACAAUCAAGUGGCCGCUUCUGAGUGGCGCUCGCCUCCCGACUUGGAUCUCCAAAAGCCAGAAGCUCGUCAUCCUCGGCGACGCUGCACAUGCCAUGGUGCCCUACAUGUCCCAGGGAGCCGCCAUGGCUGUCGAAGAUGGCGCUGCACUUGCUGAAGCAUUGUCACUUAUUUCGUCAAAGGAUCAAGUCCCCGAUGCGCUUCGAGUUUUCGAGAAGGAGAGAAUGGGCCGCAGCUACGGCAUGCAAACAGCAAGUCUGGUAAACGGGAAACUCUGGCAUUUCCCAGACGGAGCAGAGCAGCAGGCUCGAGAUCGCGGGAUGCGAGCUGAAGUCGAAGGGAAAUAUUUCAUCGAGAGUACCAACCAGUGGAGCGACCCUGUGACGCAACUGUGGACAUAUGGGUAUGAUGCGGAGAAAGAGUUGAGAAAGGCCUGGCCUUCCGAGGGCGGAGCUACGUUUGGACUGGGUGCAAGGCAUAAAAUGUAG